GCAUCCCCUUGCUCUAUGAUUGGCCAAAUGUCACGAAUGUCAAGAGAAUGUUAUGAAUUGUGCUUUUUGAUUGGCUGGAAAUGUUAAGGUGCUUCGACGCGAUUGGUCCAAAUGUCAUAGGGCUUCGAUGCGAUUGGCUGCGCAGUUCGACAUUGCUCAACAUUUCUGAAAUUAUGUCGGACUAUCCUUCGCCAUCUAGCGCUAGAAAUCCAUUGGGGUCUCUGUGACGGUCACGGGAAGACCGCACAUUCAACAUGGACUUUAAUACACACACAUACUCACAAACACACACAGAGACUGUUUAGUGAUAAGAGUUUAUUGUAAUUAUUGAUCAGAGUGAAUGGAAUACCUGUAAAUGAUGUGUAUUGUUCCCGUGUAGCAUUUGUCCCGUGAUUUUUAGAGUCCCGGUAGGAAACCAUGGCAGGAAUUAUUGGUUCCGCUUAGGGUGGGAAUCUACCAUGUAUUAAUUGAGCGAGGGGUUUCAGGGGCAACGCGGCCGAGUUGUUGCUGUUAUUUCCUGUUUAAUGUGAAUGAUUUAAUAACAUCAAAGUAGAUUUAUUAAUUAUAACAUCAUGCCAAUAUGUUUCUUUUAGACGCUGUAUAUUUAGGUGAACAUGUGUAAAGUGUUGUAUGUGAGUUUGUCCCUCCCCAUGGGGUAAUGGUGCUGGCCACCAGUAUAAAUGUGAAUGACUUUGUAAUGGAAGGUAGUCUGUGUUUGUUGCUGCAGUGGAGAGUGUGGCCUGAGGGUUGUAGGUAUUGUGGGUAUUUUGUUUAGUUAUUUUGAAAUUGACCUUGUUGUUAAGGAAGUUAUUUUUGGAAACUUAUUUUGCAUUUGAAAUUAAUUUGGAUUUUUCUUUUUGGUUAAGACUUUGUUCCUUCUAUUUUUUGCCAUGUUUAAUUAUAUUAUUGGGCUUGGAUGAUUGCCCUUUUGUAAGUUUAAAUAAAUAUUUGUUUACAUUUCAAAGUUGUGUAUUCAUACUGCCUCUGUUUAAUUUGGCUACAAAAUUUGUGGUGCCUAUUAGUAGGCUGACCAUUACACUGGUGUCAGAAGUGGGAUAGCCAGAAGAGAGCAGUAGGGAUUUUUUUUUUUUUUGUUUGUUUUAUUUUUAACUCUCCACUGCAGUCAACAGUGGCAUAGUGUCGGCUCAGAAUGGCUCCUAAAAAGGUGCGGACGGAUCAAGCUGAGGUGGAGGAACCCGGUAGAGCUGUUGGGGAAGGUGAUGUUAGUGAAGUGGAACUGGGGAGCGUCACUGAGGAUGUCUCACUUGCAGAGUUGAGAGACCUGUUCCGUUCACAUUUCGCACAGCAGCAGGCUCGAGACCGUCGCCUGGAGCAAGAGGCUGACCGACAAGAUGCUCGGUGGAGAGCAAUGCAGCAUCAGUUCUCUCUUCUGCAGCAGGAAGUGCAUGUAAGGACGACGCCAGAUCUACGGCCUGGUAGUGAUAUUCAGACUGGCCUUUUAUCACAACCAACAGUCCAGCGAGUGCCCUCAGUGUUACGGGAUACAUCAGUCAGCCGACAGAUGGAAUCACCAGCUGCAUCUCCACUGGAAGGCCAAGGCCAGAGUCCAUUGAGAAUUGAGAGAGAGCCACACCUGCAACGACUGAGUGAGACAGAUGACGUAGAGCAUUAUUUAGCUACUUUUGAACGAAUAGCGAUGGCGUGUCGGUGGCCAACAACCGACUGGGCAGUUAGGUUAGUGCCCCUCUUGUCGGGCAAGGCUAGGGCUGCAUAUGUAUAUAUGGACAUGGUAGACUCACUUGAUUAUGACAAAGUCAAAGCAGCCAUUCUUGCUAAGUAUGACAUAAAUGCAGAGACUUAUCGGCUUCAGUUCCGGUCAACAGAAGUGAAGGAGAAUGAAACCCCAAAAGAGUUGUAUGCCAGACUAAAAGAAAACUAUGCCAAGUGGGUGCAGCCACAGCAUCAUACUAAGGAGGAGAUUGGGGAGACAGUCAUUUUGGAGCAGUUUUUGCGCAUGUUGGCCCCUGAUCUGCAAGUAUGGAUUAAGGAAAGAGGCCCUGUCUCUGCUGCAGAAGCCGCCAACUUAGCAGACACCUUUGUGGCAGCGCGACGCAAGACUCAACCAUGGACAUUCAAGCGUUGGAAGGGGAGUAAAGAUUCCAACAAGUUCCAACACUCCUUCCCCACUACAGUAAGAGCCAUCCAUGAAGACUGAUGCUUCUAAUACUGGCAUUGGGGCAGUGCUGUUGCAAGGGGCACUGGGAGAUAGACAUCCAGUGGCCUAUAUAAGUCGCAAGUUGUAUCCCAGGGAGGUGAGAUACUCCACCGUUGAGAAGGAGUGCUUGGCCGUUAAAUGGGCCCUGGACACGUUCAGGUACUACCUUCUUGGCCGGGAGUUCCUCCUUGAAACUGACCACCGGCCACUGCAAUGGAUGGAUCGAAUGAGAGACUCAAAUGCACGAAUCACUCGAUGGUAUCUAUCUAUGCAACCUUAUCGUUUUAUUGUCCAACAUGUUCCAGGAAAGAGUAAUGCUACAGCGGACUUUCUUUCUCGCCUGCCGGCUUGAAAAUGGGUGGAGGGGAGUGUGACGGUCACGGGAAGACCGCACAUUCAACAUGGACUUUAAUACACACACAUACUCACAAACACACACAGAGACUGUUUAGUGAUAAGAGUUUAUUGUAAUUAUUGAUCAGAGUGAAUGGAAUACCUGUAAAUGAUGUGUAUUGUUCCCGUGUAGCAUUUGUCCCGUGAUUUUUAGAGUCCCGGUAGGAAACCAUGGCAGGAAUUAUUGGUUCCGCUUAGGGUGGGAAUCUACCAUGUAUUAAUUGAGCGAGGGGGUUUCAGGGGCAACGCGGCCUAGUUGUUGCUGUUAUUUCCUGUUUAAUGUGAAUGAUUUAAUAACAUCAAAGUAGAUUUAUUAAUUAUAACAUCAUGCCAAUAUGUUUCUUUUAGACGCUGUAUAUUUAGGUGAACAUGUGUAAAGUGUUGUAUGUGAGUUUGUCCCUCCCCAUGGGGUAAUGGUGCUGGCCACCAGUAUAAAUGUGAAUGACUUUGUAAUGGAAGGUAGUCUGUGUUUGUUGCUGCAGUGGAGAGUGUGGCCUGAGGGUUGUAGGUAUUGUGGGUAUUUUGUUUAGUUAUUUUGAAAUUGACCUUGUUGUUAAGGAAGUUAUUUUUGGAAACUUUAUUUUGCAUUUGAAAUUAAUUUGGAUUUUUCUUUUUGGUUAAGACUUUGUUCCUUCUAUUUUUUGUCAUGUUUAAUUAUAUUAUUGGGCUUGGAUGAUUGCCCUUUUGCAAGUUUAAAUAAAUAUUUGUUUACAUUUCAAAGUUGUGUAUUCAUACUGCCUCUGUUUAAUUUGGCUACAAAAUUUGUGGUGCCUAUUAGUAGGCUGACCAUUACAG
Carassius auratus (goldfish) is the source of this 3364-nucleotide messenger RNA. RefSeq lists its product as uncharacterized. The transcript is spliced from 2 exons. NCBI's taxonomy places the organism in Eukaryota, Metazoa, Chordata, Actinopteri, Cypriniformes, Cyprinidae. The record is from RefSeq and is a predicted model, not a curated record. The coding region runs from base 1151 to 2176 and encodes 341 amino acids.